AUGUUAUACACACUUUCCCUUUUGGCGCUUUGCGCUACUACGGCUACUGCGUCCUAUGGAAGCAAUUUGAACUACCGCAGUCCUUCUCUUCACCAUCCCUCUUUGGGUAUAUCUGUGCCCAAGGUUCUGAAGAGAACUGACCCGGCUAUCGAAUUUGCACCUGAGAAAUUGAACUUCACUCACGGUGUCGCGUCUGGAGACCCCUACGCCAACUCUGUCAUUUUGUGGACGAGAUGCUCUCCCCAUUUUGACGAUGUCAAUGAUAACAGCACUGUAUCUGGAGAUGUACCACUCUACAACCCUGUCCCAAUUCACAAGGACACAGAUGAGCAUAAACCUGUCUCUAAGGCUCCUAUUUGCCUGGAAUACAAGGUUGCCAAGGAUGAGAAGUUCAAGAAAGUCGUGGAAAAGGGAACUGUCUAUACCAGUUCCGAUGUUGAUUACACUGUCAAGGUUGAAGCUACGAAGUUAAAGCCAUUCACCAAUUACUACUAUCAAUUCAACGUCUGUGGCUCCGACAAGAAGAGCCCAGUCGGACGUACCAAGACAGCGCCAGCUGAGCAUGACUUGGUCAAGGACAUCUCCCUUGCCGUCUACUCUUGCAGCAACUACCCCUUCGGUUUUUUCAAUGCAUACGGAAACCCAGUGCGAAAGGAUUCCGUUGACUACGUUCUUCACCUCGGCGAUUACAUCUACGAAUACCAAGAUGGUCACUAUGGUUCUGGAAAAGACAUUGGACGCGUUCCAUUGCCUGACCGUGAAAUCUUCACUCUCUAUGACUACCGCAAGCGUCAUGCUACCUACAGAACCGAUCUUGACUUGCUUGCCAGUCACCAGCGCUUCCCUUGGAUCCCGGUCUGGGACGACCACGAGGUCGCUGACAAUACCUACCGCGAUGGAUCAUCCCAGCUCAAUAACACUGAAAAAUCCUUCGUCGCUGACGGUGGAAUCAGCACCGACCAGAGAAAGAUGAAUGCUGUCCGCGCGUAUUUUGAGUGGAUGCCUAUCAGACAAGUGGAAAUGGACGACAACCUCCGUAUCUGGCGCAACUUCCAGCUCGGUUCGCUGGUUGAUGUCCUCAUGCUUGAUACCCGUGUGUAUGAUCGAUCCAUCACCGACCUAUAUUGGAAUAAGGAUUACGUUAGCCAGCUUCGCGGCGAUGCCAGCCGCAGUCUGAUGGGCUCUCGCCAGGAAAACUGGUUCUAUCGAAACCUCAUCGAGUCUGCCGAGCGAGGUGCAAAGUGGCGUGUCAUUGGCAGCCAGAUCGUGUUCUCCCAUAUCAAUGAGUCUGCUGCCUUCGGCGCUGACCGUAACCUCAACCAUGAUGCCUGGAGUGGCUAUCAGGCAAACCGAAACCGCACCUUCAAGACACUCUAUGACCACAACAUUCCAAACAACAUCAUGAUUGCAGGCGACAGCCAUGCCAACUGGGUGAGUGACCUUGUCUGGCUCGACGAGGUUCCAUAUGACCCCAUGACCGGUGAGGGUGCCAUUGGUGUUGAAUUCGCUGGCUCUGCCAUCAGCUCUCCAUCCCCCGCAGGCGCCAAAAUCAGCAUCAAGGACUCGGUUGAGAAGUCCAAGUUGCUCGCAACCACCAACAAGGUCCUGCAGUGGUCUGAAUUGUACUACCGUGGCUAUUUCGAGCUGCACUUCAACCAGAAGGAAGUCCAGGCUCGAUUCUUUGGAACCCCCCAUAUCCGUGACCGAAACCCGGAUGAGAUCUCUCUGGCCAACUUCACUGUCAAGGCGGGAGCCAACCGCCUUGACCGCGGCAAACUGGGUGUUCCUGGUGGUGGCGUGGUAGAGAACGGCUGGCUUAAGGGUGGAAAGGUUGUUCAGACCAAUCUGACCAAAAACACCGAGAGCGGAAUGUGGCACAUCAACAAGUAA
Messenger RNA from Nannizzia gypsea CBS 118893, 1890 nucleotides. RefSeq lists its product as hypothetical. The coding region runs from base 1 to 1890 and encodes 629 amino acids. The transcript is spliced from 8 exons. The record is from RefSeq and is a predicted model, not a curated record. NCBI's taxonomy places the organism in Eukaryota, Fungi, Ascomycota, Eurotiomycetes, Onygenales, Arthrodermataceae.